Molecule: messenger RNA, 1898 nt
Organism: Condylostylus longicornis
Lineage: Eukaryota; Metazoa; Arthropoda; Insecta; Diptera; Dolichopodidae
Gene: Kdm4A
Product: probable lysine-specific demethylase 4A
Exons: 3
Coding region: 118-1476 (452 amino acids)
Biological process (GO): chromatin remodeling
Cellular component (GO): nucleus
Molecular function (GO): histone H3K36 demethylase activity; histone H3K9 demethylase activity
Source: RefSeq, a predicted model, not a curated record
UUAGCCUUUAAGUCUUAUGCCAGUUGGUGUAGUAAAUUUUAAGUUUGUUUAAUUUAACUUUCAAAUAAUGGAAAACCUUUUUAGACUGAAAAAAACCUCAUCACUCCUAUUUUAAUUAUGAAUUUAAAUACUUCGAAUCCUGUCAUUUUAACUUUUAGGCCUUCAUGGGAACAGUUCAAAAAUUUUGCAAAAUAUGUAGAGUAUAUGGAAACCCGUGGAGCCCAUAAAGCGGGUUUAGUUAAGGUAAUACCCCCUGCAGAAUGGAAGGCUAGAAAAUCUGGUUAUAAUAUGGACGAAAUUAAUAUGACAAUUCCAACGCCAAUAUGUCAAGUUGUAUCUGGAAAACAAGGCGAGUAUCAACAAUUAAAUAUACAACGAAGACCGAUGACCUUAAGACAAUUUAGAGAUUUAGCAAACUCGGAACGUUAUCAAACACCAAAACAUUUUGAUUAUGAUGACUUAGAAAGAAAAUAUUGGAAAAAUGUAACAUAUAUAGCCCCAAUCUAUGGAGCUGACAUUAAUGGAAGCUUGACAGAUUCAGAAGUUAAAGAGUGGAAUAUAAACAAUUUAGAAACAAUAUUAGAUUAUGUAAACACUGACUAUGGUAUUGAAAUUGAUGGUGUUAACACGGCGUAUUUAUAUUUUGGAAUGUGGAAAACGUCUUUUGCUUGGCAUACGGAAGAUAUGGAUUUAUAUUCAAUUAAUUACUUGCAUUUUGGUGCACCAAAAACGUGGUAUGCCAUCCCCCCGCAACAUGGAAGAAAAUUUGAAAAAUUAGCUAACCAAAUGUUUAGUGAAAAUUACAAUGUAUGUAAUGCUCACUUGCGUCACAAAAUGACUUUAAUAAGCCCAAAAGUUUUACAAAAUCAUCAUAUACCAUUUAAUAAAAUAACACAAGAACCGGGAGAAUUUAUGAUAACAUUUCCUUUUGGUUAUCAUGCUGGUUUUAAUCAUGGUUUCAAUGCUGCUGAAUCUACAAAUUUUGCUACAGCGAGAUGGAUAGAAUACGGAAAAAGAGCAUCACAAUGUCAUUGCCGUAAGGAUAUGGUCAAAAUAUCAAUGGAAACAUUCGUUAGGAGAUUCCAGCCUGAGAGAUACAACGACUGGCUGAAUGGGCAAGAUUAUGGAUCUCAUCCUGAGGAACCAGAUAGAAUAUGUGCAGCUCCUAUACCAGCAUUAAAUAAGAAGACGGAAUAUUCUCCCAAUAAGCAAAAACGUGGCUGCAGUGGUUCAACAUUUUUAAAUGAUUCUUCGCCCAAGAAAAAAUUAAAGUUAUGUCCCCAAGAAAAAGUUUGCCUUCACGAAUCUAAACCUAAGUUCAACUUCAAUGCAGUAGCUAUAGUUAAAUUAAAAAAAAUUUGGAACCAACUACCCGGUGGAUGUCCAAAACUUUUAUUCGGUGAUCAUAUUGUCAAAAAUUCUAAGCGUAUGAGAUUUCAGACUAAAACUAUUGAUUUAAAUGAGGAAAAUGACUAGAACACAAUACUUUUUAAAUGCUUAAAAUGUGACGUCCUUUAGUAAUCUAAAUACGCAGAUUGGUUUAUAUUAAGUACCAGAGAAAUGCGUGGUCGGAUAGUAACUUGUAUUAUUAAUAUAAAUUUUAAUUUCUUUACUAAUUUAGUACAUAUAUUCCUUUUGCAUGGAUGCAUUUUUAUUUGAUAUUCAAGCAUUUUUCGGAAAAAUACUUUUGGAUCAAUCUUGACUUUUUAUAAUUUUGCCUUCAAUUUCUGUCGUUUGUUUAAGAUUAUAAAAAUUUAAAUUUUAAUAAUUUAAAUAAUACAAUAUUUUGAAAAACUAUUAAGUAAAAUGUGUUCGUGAAUAAGUUAAAUUAAUUUGUUUGAACUAAAACGAAAAAACUCUUUGAAAUUAAAAAAAAUUACGAAAAAUUAAAGCGUUAA